Messenger RNA from Tachyglossus aculeatus (Australian echidna), 2542 nucleotides. RefSeq names its product nuclear receptor subfamily 2 group E member 3 (gene NR2E3). The transcript is spliced from 12 exons. Gene Ontology annotation, biological process: anatomical structure development; positive regulation of transcription by RNA polymerase II; cell differentiation. The coding region runs from base 1 to 1620 and encodes 539 amino acids. The record is from RefSeq and is a predicted model, not a curated record. Gene Ontology annotation, molecular function: zinc ion binding; nuclear receptor activity; RNA polymerase II cis-regulatory region sequence-specific DNA binding. NCBI's taxonomy places the organism in Eukaryota, Metazoa, Chordata, Mammalia, Monotremata, Tachyglossidae.
AUGCAGGCGAUUAAGAGCAGGGAAGCCAGGGCUGAGCUCCUGAAAGCGGCAGGUCCCGGCAAACCAGCGGGAGGAAGAGGAGGAGGAUUGCAGCAAGGACCUGCAGCGGUGGCUGCUACAGCCCCCGAUGAUGUCACCAUCAUUUUUCAGUACUCUUCCAGUUCUGAUACAGCACUGAACAUUUUUAUGUUGGUUUUUCGGUGCCAAACCUCCAUCUGUGGCGUCGCCAGCAGUGCCAGUUUUCACCCAGACGUGGGAGGGAUGUUGAAGGGUCUGGAGCAAUUGGAAGAGUCCAUGUUUCCCAGAGAAACAGCUUUUAAGCUGCUGCCAAGUGAGCUUUUUUCACAGGAUCCUCCGUUUUUCAAAAUGAACUCCAGUAUAUCCGCCUCUCCCUCCGAGACUGAUCCGAGCACUGGUCUGGAUGAGAGCCAGGCAGGUCACAGCCCUGGGCCGGGCAAAGCCCUGAGCCCCGUGCUCAUGUGUAAGGUGUGUGGAGACACCAGCAGUGGGAAGCACUAUGGGAUCUAUGCUUGCAAUGGCUGCAGUGGCUUUUUCAAGAGGAGCGUGAGGAGGAAACUCAUUUACCGGUGCCAAGCAGGCACUGGAAUGUGUCCGGUGGACAAAGCACACAGAAAUCAGUGUCAGGCCUGCAGGCUGAGGAAGUGCUUGCAGGCCGGAAUGAACAAAGAUGCCGUCCAGAAUGAGCGGCAGCCCCGGAGUUUGGCCCAGGUGCGCCUCGAUGGCAUCGACUUCAAUUCUCACCUCAAGCCCGAGCACCUUGCCACCACCCACGAGGCCCCUCCAUCUUCCUGCCCCUCCCUGCAGGGCCUCCAGGGCCCCAUUUCCUCCAUCGUCUCCGCGCUUCCGGGCCCAAGGGCCCUGUCCCCAUCCAGCAACCACCGCUUCAUGGCCAGCCUGAUGACUGCUGAGACCUGUGCCAAGCUGGAGCCUGAGGAUGUUGAUGAGAACAUCGAUGUCACAAGCAAUGAACCUGAACGCAGCGCAACAGACUACCAGAUGUCCCCGUAUCCCUCCGCCAGCCCUGAGAGUGUCUACGAGACCUCAGCGCGCCUCCUCUUCAUGGCCGUGAAGUGGGCGAAAAAUCUACCCGUCUUCUCCAACCUGCCUUUCAGGGACCAGGUGAUUUUGUUGGAAGAAGCUUGGAGUGAGCUAUUCCUUCUCUGUGCUAUCCAGUGGUCGAUGCCUUUGGAGAGCUGCCCCCUGCUCUCUGUGCCAGAACUGUCCCCUAACAUCCAUGGCAAAGUCUUGACGACCGGUGUGGACAUUCGGAUCCUCCAGGAAACCAUAACCCGCUUCAAGUCUCUCAGUGUGGACCCCACAGAAUUUGCCUGUAUGAAGGCUAUCGUCCUCUUCAAACCAGAGACCAGGGGACUAAAAGACCCGGAGCAGGUGGAGAACUUGCAAGACCAGUCUCAAGUGAUGCUGGGCCAGCAUAACAAGACCCAUUAUCUUAGCCAGCCGGUCAGGUUUGGGAAAUUGCUUUUGCUUCUGCCUUCCCUGAGGUUUAUUUCUUCCGAUCGCAUUGAACUCCUCUUUUUCCACCGAACCAUUGGGAACACACCCAUGGAGAAACUCCUCUGUGACAUGUUCAAAAACUAAUGCAUCUCUCAUUAUCCCCUUCCCUUCUCUGGGCUAGGAGGGAAGAAUUGGAGACAAAGCCCUUUUGGUUCUGGUAUUCGGUUUUCACUCGAACAAGCCAAAGUCUGGGUGAAAGUCCUGGAAAGUUGCCCAAGUCAUUCAAUAGUCUCCCCUCUCUCUCCUCAUCCCCUCCUCCUCCAGCUGGGGAGGAAGAAUAGAACUCAUCUCCGCUUGACAAGCUCCAGAAAGGGGAAAGAGAAAAGGAUUUCUCCACUAGCUUUCAAGUCUCGGCACAAAGCGCUCAGUCCAGCUCACUUACUUUUGAACCCUGCACGCUGACUGGUUGUACACCUUACUCCACUAAAUCAACAGAACCACAUUGGAUUUUUAUUGGUUCUCUGCCCCUAAAGAAGAAUGUAGCUUAAAGUCCGAGUAGAACAAGAAAUCUCUUUCCCAGAUACAGUUGGAGGACUUUGGUUUCGGGCGUGACCUCAGUGGAUUGAAGCUGUCACUCAAAACCCACCACUGUACUCUUGAAAUAGCGAUUAUGGAAGCCUGCGUAUUUAAAGAAACAAAACCAGGGACUGCUACUCAGCGGCCUAAUUCUUAGCUAGGAGGUAAUCAUCUUUCCCUUUCAGACCUAAAAAGUCUUCGAUUAAAACCAAGAAAGCAUGGAGUUGGGAAAGCAUCAGAUUCAUUGCCAACUGAAAAGUAAAACUCCACAGCAUCUUAUAGUCUCCGCUACAAUCCCAAGAAAAGGCAUUUUGGCAUUGCUUUCAAGAAACCCGGACAAAUUUUGCUCCAUUUUAUCUCUCGGAAAUAUAGAUCUCUAUUCUGAAAACAAGGAAGGACUGGCUCCAAUAAUCCGAGGCUGAAAACGAUGAGUGGAGGAGUUUGUAGAUGAAAAACAAGAACGGUGGAGGCACGUGGAGGCCACCCCAAG